Teleopsis dalmanni is the source of this 1860-nucleotide messenger RNA. Its product is annotated as deoxynucleotidyltransferase terminal-interacting protein 1. The record is from RefSeq and is a predicted model, not a curated record. Gene Ontology annotation, cellular component: nucleus. NCBI's taxonomy places the organism in Eukaryota, Metazoa, Arthropoda, Insecta, Diptera, Diopsidae. The transcript is spliced from 5 exons. Bases 244 to 1719 code for a protein of 491 amino acids. Gene Ontology annotation, molecular function: DNA binding; nucleosome binding.
AUAAAUAGUAUUGCUCGCCUGGAUGUGGGAGGGUGGGUUUUUGCUUUCAAAAGGAUUUUUGCAUCUGCGCAAUGCAACACAAAAAUAUAUUUCUUUUAGAAACCUUUUGUUGAAACUUUUAAUAUAACAGAAUAAUUCCACAAUUAAGCAAAAUUACACUCAGACUUGCUCUCAAAUCUCAAAAAUUUAUACACUUAGCUCCAGAGGGGAAAUAAAAAAUAUAAAUAUAUCACAGAAACAAAAAUGGUUAUACAGCGAAGUUGGAAAAUUUUAAGUGAACCUGCCUCCGCUUCUACAACAGACGCUAAUAGAUCACCCGCUGGCCUCCAUUCUUCAUCAGACGAUUCAAAUUGUUCCAAUCAAACAACGCAUUCAAUGGUUACGAGUGUGGCUAGUCCACCAACAGGAAAAUUUGACGGUGUCGCUUCAAUGGCAAAUGAAAAUGUGAAAUUUGUAACAACGCCUCAAAUGGCUGAAAAUAUGUUAAAACGUCUACGGCAGCGUUUAAGUUGUCCUGGGGCAACAAGCAGUUCAAAUGCAGAGAGUGCUGUACGUUCUCUGGAACUGCUACGCAUAUCUGUACAAAACGCAUUUGACAAGGAAAUUGAUGGAAUUGUGAAGCGCUUUAUUGAAAACUAUUUUAAGCCUGCUUGCAAUAACAUUAAGAGUAAUAUGGGUCAAAAUUCUUUGUCGGAUGAUGUGUUGCAGAAAAUGUCUUGUGCAUUGCUGGAGAACUCAAAAGCGCAAUAUAAUGCUUUUCGUGUAAAACAACCUGUCGCUUUAAGCAACACACAGGCAGCAACACCAGACCAAACGAUGCGUAUGACCCUCAAACGUCCAGCAGCAAAACCAAUUGGCUUAAAUGAGCUCUCUAAAAAGUUGUUGCCAACUACGGUGACUGUGACAACACAAUUACAAGCUGCAGCAGCAACAACAACAACGGCAACAAAUCGUGCUCCACCAGUACAAACACAACCAACACGCGUUCCAGCAAAACCUGUUACUGUGACCCCAGCACGUCGGCAAAUAUUUUGGAAUACUGCACACAUAUCAACGGCAACCAAAUUCGUGCUCGAUGUACAAGCCAAUCAAGCAUUUGGUUUUGGUACUGAUGGUAAAGAGCGUCUAGCAAGCAAACAUCCGGAGUUGAUACGUUACUUACCGGAUGGCGAAGAUCGCGAAUGGUUAACUUCACAAAAUAUCAUUUCACAACAAAAUCGUAAUUCUCGUUUUCUGUUUCUUAUUCACGAUGAAGUCUGCCGCCUGCAACAGACUAAUGACGUAUAUCGCAACAAACCAAACGUCAACUUGAACUGCAUGCAUAAAUUCACUGUUCCCGAAUUUAUGAUACAAAAGAUGAAAAUAUUUUUCGUAGAUUUGAACAUUAAAAGUCGUGGUUUAAUAACAAAUUCCUUUUCUGUGGGCACAAUGCAAAGCAACAGCCACCUAAGAAAUGCUCUACUUCAAGGUGUGAACAAUAAUACCACCGGGACAACGGAAACUAUUCCUAAUAAUGCAAAUGUCAGCAGCUUAUCUGCAACUUUGCCUAUCGUUGCAAAUGACAAUGCCACCGUCGAUGUGCAGUUGCAAGUUAAACCGAAAGCCAGUACUUUGAGUUCCUCCCAUGCUACGCUAACUGCUUUACUCAAUAACGCCAUAAGUAGCUCCAGUUUGUUAAGUUCAAAUGAGGAUUUAGCAGCCAACAAGCUGCAUAAAUAAGUAAGUGCAAUAUGGUUAAAUCCGAAAUAAAAUUAAAAUUUAGAUGACUUAAAAUUUUUUAAUAUAUAAUGAUUUAUUGUAUAUUUCAAAAAUAAGAAUUGGACCUGAAUGAUAAAUUCUUCAAUAUGUAUUUUAUUCUAU